CCGGCGGGGAGGCUGCCCCGCAGUCCCCUACGCGCCGCAGCUCCCGCGAGCUGGCCAGGCCGCCCUGAAUGCCUAGGCAGCCUGAGCUCGACGGGAAGCUCGCUCCCGAGUGGGGGGCUUGAAGUGUGGCUCGGAGCGGUGGCUCUGGGGGAGAACCAUUCGGGGACUCUGAUGUGUGGCUGCGCGGUGGACGUCUGGUGGCGCCUUUGCCCGAGGCUGACCUCCUAUUGCACCGGGGAGAAGCGGCAAAGACCACAGAGCUGACUCCCCGAAGCUUUCCGUCUGCAGAGCACGGGCAAGGGUCGGGCCACGCUGUAACCAUGCCCGUGUCCCCACAAAUGAAUGGAGACAGCUACAGGCAGGUCACUGGGUCCGGAUCUCUGUCCGGUCUCCGCCGCUCGGGCACCUGAUCCCGACAUUAGCAUAAAGGAGGUGUCCAAUGAACGGCUGAAUGAAUGAAUAGGGCUGGGAACCCGCCGCGAGCGGGAAGCCACUUGGAAAACACCCACUUGAGGAGGCGUCUCGUCUAGGCCUGUGAAACGCUCACAUUUUCCCAGGACCCCUCCUCCCGGCCCCGGGGCCCCGCCUCCUGACCCCUCCAGUCCUUGUCCCCGUAGUAAUCCCCUCCGGUUUUCCUCAGUCUCCACGUACGGCCCCCGAUGGCGCGUCUCAAAACCCGGAUAACCGGAGCGCUCCCCAUGGACUACACGGAGGGCUCGCCCGCGGAGGAGCGGCCUGCGCAUGCUCCAUCGCCGGGGAAGUUUGGUGAGCGGCCUCCACCUAAGCGACUCACUAGAGAAGCUAUGCGAAAUUAUUUAAAAGAACGUGGGGAUCAAACAGUACUCAUUCUUCACGCAAAAGUUGCGCAGAAGUCGUAUGGAAAUGAAAAACGAUUUUUUUGCCCUCCUCCUUGUGUGUAUCUUAUGGGCAGUGGUUGGAAGAAAAAAAAAGAACAAAUGGAAAGAGAUGGUUGUUCGGAACAAGAGUCACAACCCUGUGCAUUUAUUGGGAUAGGAAAUAGUGACCAAGAAAUGCAGCAGCUGAACUUGGAAGGGAAGAACUACUGCACAGCUAAAACAUUGUACAUAUCUGAUUCAGACAAGAGAAAGCAUUUCAUGUUGUCUGUAAAAAUGUUCUAUGGCAACAGUGAUGACAUUGGUGUGUUCCUCAGCAAGCGGAUAAAAGUCAUUUCCAAACCUUCCAAAAAGAAGCAGUCAUUGAAAAAUGCUGACUUGUGCAUUGCCUCAGGAACAAAGGUGGCUUUGUUUAAUCGGCUUAGAUCCCAGACAGUUAGUACCAGAUACCUGCAUGUAGAAGGAGGAAACUUCCAUGCUAGUUCACAACAGUGGGGAGCAUUUUAUAUUCAUCUCUUGGAUGAUGAUGAAUCAGAAGGAGAGGAGUUCACAGUCCGAGAUGGUUACAUCCACUAUGGACAGACUGUCAAACUUGUGUGCUCAGUUACUGGCAUGGCACUCCCAAGAUUGAUAAUUAGAAAAGUUGAUAAGCAGACAGCAUUACUGGAUGCAGAUGACCCCGUAUCACAACUCCACAAAUGUGCAUUUUACCUUAAAGAUACUGAAAGAAUGUACUUGUGCCUUUCUCAAGAAAGAAUAAUCCAAUUUCAGGCCACUCCAUGUCCGAAAGAACCAAAUAAAGAAAUGAUAAAUGAUGGAGCUUCCUGGACAAUCAUUAGCACAGAUAAGGCAGAGUAUACAUUCUAUGAGGGAAUGGGCCCUGUCCUUGCACCAGUCACUCCUGUGCCUGUCGUAGAAAGUCUUCAGGUGAGCCCACUUAGUCACAAGUUGAAUGGCGGCGGGGACGUAGCAAUGCUUGAACUUACAGGACAGAAUUUUACUCCAAAUUUACGAGUAUGGUUUGGGGAUGUAGAAGCCGAAACAAUGUACAGAUGUGGAGAGAGCAUGCUCUGUGUGGUCCCAGACAUUUCUGCAUUCCGAGAAGGUUGGAGAUGGGUCCGGCAGCCAGUCCAGGUUCCAGUAACUUUGGUCCGUAAUGAUGGAAUCAUUUAUUCUACCAGCCUUACCUUUACCUACACACCAGAACCAGGGCCGAGGCCACACUGCAGUGCAGCAGGAGCGAUCCUCAGAGCCAACUCAAGCCAAGUGCCCACCAACGAGUCAAACACAAACAGCGAGGGAAGUUACACGAACGCCAGCACAAAUUCUACCAGUGUCACAUCGUCCACAGCAACCGUGGUGUCCUAACUACCGUCUUUUUGCUAGGACUUAAACUGACUUGAAUGUGGCAAAAAGUUGAAAAAACAAAAAAAGGAAAGAAAGAAAGGCAAGGAUAAAAUGAACAAUCUUUUGUGGUUUCUUGGGAAAACUUUUCAUACCAGGUGAUCUAUUCAAAACCCCAUUACCUGCAAGUGCUGAUGUGAAACACAGAAGCCACAGUAAAACGGAAAACAUCAAAGUGUAUAAACUGUUGGAAAUCACGGUUUUCAGCUCUCUUCUCUCACACACACACACACCUUUUUGGUUGGUUUUUGAUUGGUUUUGAUUAAAUGGUCAAGAAAUAGAUAUGUGGCUGGUGUACAGGUUAAGCUAGAAGACACAAAUCUUAACGUAGUUUUUAUGGACCAAGGGACUUGCAUAAGCUUUAGUAAAAGGUACAUUUUCACCAUGCCUUUUUUAUAUCCCAGUAUGUAGUACACCUUAUUACCAGUAGGUUGCACUCUCCACCCUUUUGAGCUUUGGCUCUAAAGUACAUUCAGGUUCAAGCCUGACCAUGCUUGUUCAAUCUGAGUACCGAACACUUCCAGGUUCUUUUGGUCUAAGGCUGGAACUUUUUUAAGCUGAAGUCUUAUGACUUUUUCAUAAGUUGGAAUUAUUUUGAUUUCAGCAAAUCAAAUUUUGUAAAGGCCUGCAUAUUUUUUUUAAGAUUAUAUGAAGUCUGUGCAAAAGCUUUAAAAAAAUGCCUCUGCCUUGCCUGCAAUACAUGCAAUGUAUGUUAACUUAGUCUAUUCUCAGAUACUGUUGGUAGUUAUUUCUGUUUUCCUUUUUUUAAAAAAAAAUGUAUUUAUAGUGGUAAUCCAAGAAAUUCUAACAUGUACGUGGAGUUCAGUGUGACCAUUUAGUCAUUUCCGAGUUAAUGGCACAGAACAUCACCAUUUGAAGGGUUUGCGCCUCUUUGCCUGUUCAUCAGUUUAUCUGUGUUCCAGGGUUUGUUCAGGUUUCCUUCCUUUCCCAAAUCUUGUACAUAACUUGUAUUAUGUGUAAGUUAAACAUUUUAUCUUUAACUUGGAAUGUUCCCAGUGCUUACAUUUAACAGGGUGUUUCCUACCUUGUUGGCAAAUGACAAAAAAUAUCAUGAGAAUUAUUUGCUGCCAAGAUGGUGCCCUUAGGGUAAAAUGAGGAAAGUCUCUGCAAGAUGAUCUAUUGUACUUUAUUUUCCUUUUUUUAGCCUAGGCCAGAACUUCAUAAUUCUGAACAUAAGAUCAUAAGAUGGCUUUUAUUAGAUGAUAACUAAAUAAACUGAACUAAAUAAAAUAGCCAGAAGACAGUACCUUAGAAACAGAUAGUUGUAAGUUUAUAAAAAUACAAAUGUAACAUAUUUUCAUUUCCCAUUUUGCCCUUUGUUUAUUUUUCCCUAGUAGAAAUGUUCUGUCCAAUUUUUUUUUCUUUUCUGUUAAACUUUGAUUGCAUUCAGGCUUGUGUGUCAGCCUUGUGUGCUAAUAUUGCCAGUUUUAUUUUGCUUCCAUUCCUGCACUUUGGUGAUGCCUUGUUCAGUUUCUUGGGAAUUGCAGCAGACUCAUUGGGCUACAUUUAGUACAGGAACCACACGUGUGUGUUAAAGGACACAGUCUAGUGAUGCCAUUCUCCUUUGUAGAGUAAAAACUACCUCUAGAUUGUGGUAAGCUUUUACUGUCCCUUAAAACAGGAGCCACAAGUACCUUCUGAUGCAACUGUAACUUCUCCAGCAUUUUCGGUGUCUUUCUGACUCCCUGGCCUUCUGAAAGUUUUCAUGUAGUCUUGUUAAGAAUCCUUUGUCAGAGCCUUGUUUUCCACCUGCUUUGUUACCCACUGUUUCCUGAAGACGGCUACUGUAAAUGCCCUCGAACAUCUUUAAGCUGCCUCCUCCUUGGUUUUUCAAGGGGAAGGCCAUCUGUAAAAUGUGCUGGUUAAAUCUGUGGCUGCAGCUUUCUGUUACCGCCAGCCUUCUUCAUCACCCCCAGGCUGUGCUCUGCUCACCAUUUCUCUCCAGAUCUGUUCCAGCCAGUGUCCUCCCUUCCUCAUACCUUCAUUCUGCCUCAGUGGUCAAGGGCAGAGCUCACUGUGGCCUUACCUACCUUUGUAGUAACUCUUCUCAUCUUUCCUCCAAGUAGCACUCCUCGUUUGUGGUGGAAGCAGCACCUCAGGCUGUUGAGAGCCUGAGCGGUCUCAGUAUCGCUGUGCUGUCCCAGGUCACACAUCUUCUAGAUUUGGGAUUUAGUUAAGAAAGCAUUAAGUUAACUGAGAACAGAUGAGAUGCUUUUGAAGAACAAACUAUUCCUUACCCAGGUUUGUAGCUUACAAGUAACUGUUCAAGUUCAUGGCUUUAUUAAAAUGAACUUUGACUUUUUUAAAUGUUUAUAUCUUAUUCCGGUUCUUUUGUUUUAUUUUGAUAAGAAUUGAAAUAACUAGACUAUAAGUCAUUUUCCGGUUUUCUUUUUUUUACAAAGUCCAAGAAUGUAACAAUAAAGGCAUCUUUCCUAUGGUUUAUGCCAGAGUCCUACCACAGAAUAGAGUGAACUGAUGUCUGUUUUACCAUGUUAUUGAUAGUUCUUUUGUCAGCUGCUUUCAUUAAAAGUCAUUUUUGUGGA
This is a messenger RNA of Alexandromys fortis (reed vole), 4822 nucleotides long. RefSeq names its product recombination signal binding protein for immunoglobulin kappa J region (gene Rbpj). The record is from RefSeq and is a predicted model, not a curated record. The coding region runs from base 660 to 2222 and encodes 520 amino acids. Gene Ontology annotation, molecular function: RNA polymerase II cis-regulatory region sequence-specific DNA binding; DNA-binding transcription activator activity, RNA polymerase II-specific. Lineage: Eukaryota; Metazoa; Chordata; Mammalia; Rodentia; Cricetidae. Gene Ontology annotation, cellular component: nucleus; MAML1-RBP-Jkappa- ICN1 complex. Gene Ontology annotation, biological process: regulation of transcription by RNA polymerase II; Notch signaling pathway. The transcript is spliced from 11 exons.